CCUCGUUCGACGCAUGUCGGUGUACGAGCGGAUCCAGCGCGAGAUCGACACCCAUACCGUGAUGCUGUACAUCAAGGGCACGCGGGAGGCGCCCGAGGCCGGCUUCUCGAGCCAAGUCGUCGCUGUCUUCCGCACGCUCGACGUCGACUUUGGCGUCGCGAACCUGCUCGAGUGCGCCGAGCUACGCCAAGCGAUCAAGGAUUUUUCGAGCUGGCCGACGAUCCCACAGAUUUUUAUCCGCGGCAAGUUUCUCGGGGGCAGCGAUACGCUUCUCGAAAUGUACAAGUCGGGCGAACUGCAGCGCAUCUUGGGUCUGGGCCCAUAGGAGAGACCAAGGACCCCGUCGCGACGUAGUUAGAGUCACGGCAGUGGCAUAUAUAUUGUUGAAUUCAUUAUUUCAAACGUG
This is a messenger RNA of Saprolegnia parasitica CBS 223.65, 406 nucleotides long. RefSeq names its product glutaredoxin. The coding region runs from base 14 to 325 and encodes 103 amino acids. The record is from RefSeq and is a predicted model, not a curated record. NCBI's taxonomy places the organism in Eukaryota, Oomycota, Saprolegniomycetes, Saprolegniales, Saprolegniaceae. Gene Ontology annotation, molecular function: disulfide oxidoreductase activity. The transcript is spliced from 2 exons.